Daphnia carinata is the source of this 1164-nucleotide messenger RNA. Its product is annotated as cuticle protein-like. The transcript has 3 exons. The record is from RefSeq and is a predicted model, not a curated record. Bases 1 to 1164 code for a protein of 387 amino acids. Gene Ontology annotation, cellular component: extracellular matrix. Lineage: Eukaryota; Metazoa; Arthropoda; Branchiopoda; Diplostraca; Daphniidae.
AUGCAGUUCGUCGUACUCGCCGCCUUGAUCGCUGUCGCCGCAGCCAAUUCCGAAUACCUUGGCCAAACUUCUUCAAAUUCCGCUUCCAAUUUCCGUUCUUAUUCACCUUCAACGUACGAGGUCAAGGAAUACCCCGCCCAGCCUUACUCAUUCAACUGGGCUGUCUACGAUGGUUACGGCAACGACUACGGCCACUAUGAGAGCAGUGACAGCAAAGUAACCACCGGCAGUUACCGUGUCCUCCUUCCCGAUGGGCGCGUUCAAAUCGUAACGUACAGAGAUGAUGGCUACGGAUAUAUUGCUGAUGUCAAGUACGAAGGUGAAGCCAAGUACCCCGCUCCAUCCGCCUACUCCGGACAGGCUUACUCCGCACCUGUAUUCACCUCUCAAGUUGUCACUGCUCCAGCUGUAUCAUCUCGUACUUACUCCGCACCAGUUGUUACCGGUCCUGUUGCUCCUACUCGCGUUUUAACCACUUCAUCUGUUACCGCUCCGGGUGCUAACUCGCGCACUUAUUCCGCACCAGUCUUCACUUCACCUGCUUUCACCGCUCCUCAAGCCAUCUCUCGUACGGUCGUCGCUCCAGCUGUAGCUUCUCGCACUUACUCCGCACCCGUUUUCACCUCUCCUGUUGCCAGCGUUUCUAGUGACAACUCCCGCAGUUAUUCCGGCCCAGUUUUAACAUCCUUGGGUGUCACAGCACCUGUAAUCACUUCCGUCCCAAUCACAGCUCCUGCUACAUCAUCUCGCACUUACACCGCGCCAGUUUUUACCGGUCCUGCUGUUGUUCUCAACUCUGGAUCUGUCACAGCUCCAGGUGCUAACUCCCGCACGUAUUCCGCCCCGGUCUUGACUUCUUCUGCUGGCCGCACUUCGGGAGCCAACUCUCGUACUUAUUCCAGCCCUGUUCUCACCUCUUCGUCUGUCACAGCUCCAGGCGCUCCUUCCCGCACUUAUUCCGCACCGGUCUUCACUUCUCCUUCGUCCUCAUCUAAUGUAUUCACCUCGUCUUCGGUCACUGCUCCUGCUGCAGCUUCUCGUACGUACUCUGCACCAGUUUUUACAGCUGAUGACUCCGCUUUUGGCCGUGUUUCCCAGACCGUCACUGCUCCUGGCACUGGAUCCGUCUACACGACUUCCGGUAACGUUGCUCGCGACUACUAA